Rhopalosiphum maidis (corn leaf aphid) is the source of this 1371-nucleotide messenger RNA. Its product is annotated as hydroxylysine kinase. Gene Ontology annotation, molecular function: amino acid kinase activity. The record is from RefSeq and is a predicted model, not a curated record. The transcript is spliced from 8 exons. NCBI's taxonomy places the organism in Eukaryota, Metazoa, Arthropoda, Insecta, Hemiptera, Aphididae. The coding region runs from base 277 to 1332 and encodes 351 amino acids.
ACUAUUAUUAUAGUAAUAGUAGACAUAACUGUCCACUAGUGUAGUUACUAUUAUUAUUCCAAGUUAGAACCACUAUCAUUGGAACCUAGCAAGUAGCAAUCUACCUCUCUUCAUUGAGUAGGUAACUAUAUAUUAUAGUAGGUAACGGAUGUAUUAACAUUUUAAAUUUUGAACUCAAUUUCAACACCUGAUCAACGAUAUUUAAAGUUUAAUUCACGAUAUUGGUUAUUUAUUUCUCUAGUACGUUGUACGCGUAUAAAUAUUUAUAAUCACAAAAUGGCUAAUUUAACGGAAAACAUAUGCCCCGAGUUAAACAAGGAUCAGGUUGAAGACAUUUUGAAAAACGAUUACGGUUUUAUCGAUGGAAAAAUCCAAGAAUUAGAUGGUUACGAUGAUAAAAACUAUCACAUAACAGAAGUCAAAAAAUGUAUUGAAGAAAUUGAAUUUCCAACUGAUGGAAUAAUCAUAAAAUUCAUAAAUUCAAUAGACUCAAAAAACUUAUUACUUCUAGAUGCACAAACAAAACUUACUCAGUAUCUAGAACAUUCUGGAAUAUACUGUCCAAUACCUGUAUUUAAUAAAUACGGAAAUAGUUAUCGGUCUCUCGUUUUAAAUGAUAAAACACAUGCAGUCAGAGUAUACAAAUAUAUUAAAGGCGAAACUAUGAAUAAAGUUAAAAUCAAUUCUGAAAUAUCUACAAAUUUUGGUUUUUAUGUUGCUCAUUUAACAUCAGUUUUAAAAAAAUUUGAUCAUGGUGGAUUCCAUAGAAAUCAUUUGUGGGCUUUAGAGAAAUGUCCAGAAGUUUUAAAAUUUGUAGAAGUUUUUGAUCAAGAAAAACAGCAACAAACUAUUAUUACUGUAUUAAAUAAAUUUCAGUUUGAUGUUUUGUUAAAUGCUGAUCGACUUGAAAAAAGUGUUAUUCAUGGAGAUCUCAAUAUGAAUAAUAUAAUUAUGAAAGACAACACAAUUCUUGGUGUUAUAGAUGUAGGCGAUGUUGUCUAUUCAUUCACAAUUUUUGAUUUUGCUGUUGCACUAUGUUAUCUAAUUUUGCAUGAAUUUAAAGACAACAAUGCAAAGUUAUCUAAUGUACAAAUUAAGAGUUAUGUUGAAGCCUAUGAAAAAGAGUACAGAAUUUUAAAUGAUUUUGAAGUUUCAAUAAUACAUACUUGUAUAUGUGCCAGAAUUUGUCAAAGUUUGGUUUUGGGUAAAAAAUCAAGUUUGAGAGAUUUAUCAAACAGUUACAUACUAUCUACACAGAAAAAUGGGUGGAGAGCACUAGAAGAAUUAUUGAACAUCGGAAAAGACAAAUUUAAUAUGUUACUGAAACAUUAGUCAAAGAAAUUAAAUUUUAAAUCAUUUUUACCAUUAUUA